Molecule: messenger RNA, 4007 nt
Organism: Symsagittifera roscoffensis
Lineage: Eukaryota; Metazoa; Xenacoelomorpha; Acoela; Convolutidae
Product: dystrobrevin beta-like
Exons: 16
Coding region: 1239-3860 (873 amino acids)
Biological process (GO): synaptic signaling
Cellular component (GO): synapse; plasma membrane
Molecular function (GO): zinc ion binding
Source: RefSeq, a predicted model, not a curated record
UGAUACAAAUUCUUUGUCGAUAGAAGGUAUUUACUAAAAUAGCUACGGGAGAGACGCAAUAUUAAAAAUAUAUUUGGAAUAGCUCUCAGUUUUGAUGUCAUAGUUGAUUGAAAAAAGGCAUAAGGAAGUCAGUGAACAACAUUCACAAUAUCCAUUAUAGUACAAACAUUACUUCCUUCUGUUUAGCUCCUAAAACUCAUAUUUUUGGUCAUUGUUCAAUAUUCAUGCGUAUCUUUGUUAAAUAUUUCAAUGGCAAAAUUUUGCAACAAACCAACUUGUACCAACUUGAAAACGCUUUAGUUUUUUUUUUCUACAAAUGAUACAAAAAAUGACUCUAGUAUUCGCCGAUGUUUUGAAUUAAAAACGCUCAUCAAUUUCGAUUUAUGUCUUUCCACUUUGGCUUUAAAACAUUCACAUUGUUUUUUAUAUCUGACAAAUAUGGAAGUCAAAUCGAAUACGUCGAUCAUUUUUGUCAUGAAGAUUGAUCCUUUGAAGCCCGAUUUUUCGAAACAAAAGAACUCAUAAAAAUAACUUUUCUGAUUAAAAUGGAAACCUGAUUUAAAAAGUGUGACUUCGCACUUUUGAUCCAUACACUUGAGCUUAACAACUUCCGCUUCAAACUGUUUAACUGUGAAGGAAAGUGAAAAUUUUCAUUCCGCAGUAUUGCUUUUCCUUAAGUGAAGUCCCAUCUUUGAUUUGUCCAAAUUCCGCCCAUUUUACCCUUUUGUCACGCACUAAGUGUAUUCAUCUCAACUUUUAAGUAUUAUCUUACCCCCUUUUUGUUAGCAUUUUUAUUCCAAGUCCCAACCCAUUUUCGACUUAUUUGCUUAAUGGCAAAAAGUACUUUUAUUUCAGUUUGAAAGCGUCACGCAUUUAAGCUACUUGGGUUUUUGCCUGCGCUAAAAACAAAUGAUAUCGUAAGUUAUUUGACGUGAACUUUUGUGAGCAACCGGCCACAUGGUUCAAAACUUCACAUAAAAAAUCAAUACAAAUACGUCAUUUUAUCAGCGCCUAUCAAUCAACUACCUGCACUGGGAGCACAUUUUAAUAGAAUCUUUUUCAAAGAAGUUCCCAAUCAAAAGCACCUAACGAGCAGAACCAUUUUGUGGCCUGUUUAAACGUUACUUAUACAAUUCGUUGCUCAGAAAUUUCUCUUUUUUGCUGUUUACUGCAGCUAGCAUUAACAAAUAUCUUGAAAUUAUAACUUUCAUCCGAUUUGGUGGCUUAAUUGGGCUGAAAUGUCGCUGCGAAGCCGCGUGUCAAAAUCAGUCAGUCCGCUAAUGAGGAGAAAGAUGAUAAGUGGAAGUGUCAUUUCCUCUUUCACGUCUGGUGGAGACGUUGGAUCCCAAUGGCCCCUUAUAGACAGAGAACAACUUCACACAGAACUGAAAUCCCAGAAUUUCGACAAGAUCCGUUUCGCCACUUACCGAACAGCCUGCAAGCUCCGCUUUAUCCAGAAGAAAGUUUAUUUUCACUUAGUGGACAUUUACAACGUCAUUGAGGCAUUCCGGGAGAACAACUUACACGGGGACGCCUUGAAUGGAGACAGCGAAGUGUCUGUGGGCAAACUAGAGUCAACCCUCUCCACCGUCUACUACUAUUUGAACAAACGACUCCCCUCUACUCAUCAGUUGAAUGUAGAUCAGUCGCUGAGUAUGCUGAUGGGUUGGAUACUGGGCGCAUAUGACCCGGACUGCACGGGGUCAAUCAAGGUCAUAUCAAUCAAAGUGGCUUUAUCCACACUGUGUUCGGGAAAGUACGUGGACAAACUCAAAUAUGUGUUUGAGAACCUAGUGAGUGACCCUGCGAGCAGCGGCAACAGCUCGGAGGGUUCAUGUCUGAACAUGAACAAAUUCGACAACUACCUCCGACAGGUACUCUCCCUGCCAACUUCGGUCCACGAGGGACCCUCCUUCGGAUACGAGCCCAACGCCAGUCUCAAGUCUUGCUUCCCUCAGUUCUCGCAGCCAGCGGGUGGUGGUAAUAAGGUGAAGAUCAAUGACUACCUGGACACUAUGUUUGCUGACCCUGGACCCCAGUGUCUCCUGUGGCUGCCUCUGAUGCACCGGAUGGCCAAUGUGGAGAAUGUGCUGCACCCCAUUGCAUGCUCAUUCUGCAGUGCCGAGAGCAUGAUGGGGUUCAGAUACAAAUGUCAGAGGUGUGCGAACUAUCAGUUGUGUCAGACUUGUUUCUGGUAUGGACAGGCCAGUGGUACCCACUCCAACGAUCACGAGAUGAAAGAGUACUCCACCUAUAAGUCGCCAGCCAAACAGUUCACCCACACCCUUAGAAAAGGCACCAUGAAGUGUCUGCCUGCCACUGCACGCGGAGUGAAAGGGGGGCCCACUUGUGUGAGUGGGAUGGGUGCGGGAGGAGAGGGGGGCAGCCCGGAUGGGAAAAUGUCGUAUGGUAUAGACACGGUAGACGGACCAUCUGUCAACCUGCAGCACAUAAUUCCUGCUCAACCUGUAACAGACUACGGCGUAGGAGGGGGCGGAGGCGGAGGCAUCUCAUCCAACCACGCCCAGUCAUCCUUAGGCAACCCCGCGGGGUUACUGUCACUAACCUCUGGUGGCACUGCUGCUGGCUCAAUGGUCCCGCCCUCUAUUAGAGACCCAGCAUUGCUAGCUAACUACGAAAGCAGACUGUCUGAGGCUUUGGAGAGUGGAGGGGGAGGGGGAGUAGGAGGGGGCAAGAUGGACGACGAACAUAGACUCAUCGCCAGAUAUGCGGCCAAACUGGCCCAGGAAACACUCAACUCAUUGAGCGGCAGACCCCCCAUGAGCGGAAAUGGAGUUAUGGGAGGCACUUUGCAAAACAGCGGAACUCUCGGUUCAGGUGGAGGGGGUGUUACUGGACACAAUAGCCUCCCACAUCCCCAUCCCAAUUUCGACAUGAGUAGGAAUCAGAAACAGAGGGAGAUUCUAGCAGAUUUACACCAGAAGAACAGAGACAUCAUGCGAGAAAUAGCGCGGCUUAAAGAAGAACGGGACGAGACCAGUCGGAUGAGCAGCAUUGCAGCCGCAGCCGCCGGCGGAAUGCACGCGGGAGGCAUGAUGUCAGCUUCGGGUCAGUUCAUGCCCGGUGCUCGAGGGGUCCCAGGAGGCCCUAACAACCCCAGUUUAGUUCAUGAACUCCGUUCACUGAGACAGAGGAAAGAGGAAUUGGAGCAAAGAAUGGGAUGUCUUCAGGAAUCGAGACGGGAGCUGAUGGUCCAACUUGAAAGUUUGAUGAAGAUGUUGAGGACUGGUCAGCCUGUGACAGCUGCUCCUAGUUCAAAUCACUCGCAGACUCUCGGAAACUUCUCAUCUAAUUCCACAACUACAGGAUCAUCACCUAACUACAACCACCAGAAACUGUCCCAGUAUAGCAGUAACAAUACAACGGGAGGACAAGCCAUGCUGCCGGGUGGCACCGGUGGCAACAUAGCAGACAACAACUCCUUCCAGCAGCCCACCUCGACACUCCAGAGGAGUCAACAGGGUGGGGCAGGGGCAGGGGCAGGGGCAGGCGGGAAUCAGCAGCUGCACCAGGAGUUGUUGAUUUCAGCUGAGAACGCGAGUCACGCGGCCAUUGAUUUGUUGAGCAAACUGUCACUCCGUAUGGCUCCGGAUAUGGACCCGAGUGCAAUUAAUGCCUUCGCGUAUUACCCUUACAGUCAACAGAACACAGAUUCUGCCAGUGCCACUUUACCCUCAGGUGUAAUUAGUGGGUACCCUUCAAAUGGAACUAACGGACCACCAGGACAACACCAACACAACCCACAAAUUACCCAACAGAUGACUCAACAACAGCACUUAUCCCACAACACAAACACAGUCAUGUCCCCACAACAGAACAUACCCAAUCUAUGCACGUGAAUAAAAAAAAUAAUUAAACAAACAAAAUGGAGAACAUACUAAACUUGUGAACAAUACUUGUAAAUUAGUCUACAAAGUGCAAUAUAUUCAUCAAAAAUUUGUGCGAGUUCACCUUUUGUUUCAGUGAUUUGAUAAAUUAUUAUACUU